AUGGAGAAAAGUGCGGACUUGGUUCAAGACUUGGACUGUGAUGGUGAUGAUGAUGAUGGUGAUGAUCUCGAGUUCAACCAAUUCGACGGUCUUCCCUUUUCCUCACGGUAUUAUAAACUGCUCAAGGAGAGAAAAGCUCUUCCAGUUUGGGGAGCCAAGUGUGAGUUCAUGGACUACAUCUCCAACAACCAGCUUGUUAUUAUAAGUGGCACAGCAAAAACUGGACAAAGCACUCAGGUCCCACAGUGGUGUGCAGAGUUCUGUCUGUCUGUGCAGUACCGGCACGGGACGGUGGUGUGCACUCAGUUCCACCGGCAGUGCAUAGUAGAUCUCGCCCUGCGUGUGGCCGAUGAAAUGGAUGUGAACAUUGGCCAUGAAGUAGGAUACAUCAUCCCUUUCCAGAACUGCUCCUCUGCCGACACUGUGCUGAGGUACUGCACUGAUGACAUGCUGCUUUGUGAGAUGAUGUCAGACCCUCUGUUGGAGCAGUAUGGUGUGGUGUUGAUCGAUCAGGCUCAGGAGCGCACAGUCAGCACGGACCUCCUACUCGGCCUGCUCAAAGAUGUGUUGGUAGCGCGACCUGAGCUGCGUCUGGUCAUCCUCACUGCACCUCACUCCUCCGACAAGCUGCUGCACCACUACAGAAACGUUCCUCUGAUCCAGCUUGCAACAGAAGGACCCUCUGAAAUGGUGUAUGGCACUGGGAGGAGAGGUGUGAAAGACUAUUUGUAUGCCUCUCUCCAACUGGCUAUGGAAAUCCAUCAGUCUCAAGAGCAUGGAGAUAUUAUUGUGUUUCUGGCUACUGAACAAGAGAUUGAAUGUGCUCAUGCCAUCUUACGAAGGGAAGGGGCCGGUGUGGCUUCAUCGCUAGGUGAGCUCAUGCCUGUGUCUGUCUAUCCAGAGCAGGAGCACAGUGUCCCUGUGCUUACAGAAGAGGAGGGGAGGUGCAGGAGAGUCUUCCUCACUUGCGGUCCAACUGAAGACUUAUUCUGGGCCAUGCAUAGCAUUCGUUACAUCAUUGAUGCUGGAGUGCAAAAAAGAUAUGUGUACAACCCUCGAAUCAGAGCCAGCUCUAUUGUUAUUAAACCAAUCAGCAAAAGCCAAGCCGAAUGCCGCAAACAGCUGAUUGGUCCAACAGGGAAAUGUUUCUGUUUGUACCUGGAGAACACGCCUCUUCCAAAUGAGAAUGUGCCUCACAUCCUGGAGUCUGACAUCACUUCCACGGUGCUUUUCCUUAAGAGGAUGGAAAUUGCUGGCUUGGGUCACUGUGAUUUCAUCGAUAGGCCAGAUCCUGAGGGCCUCAUGCAGGCUUUAGAAGAGCUGGACUACCUAGCGGCUCUAGAUAAUGAUGGUAAUCUGUCGGAGAUUGGAAUAAUAAUGUCUGAAUUUCCUCUGGAGCCCCAGAUGGCGAAGACACUUCUGGCUUCCUGUGAAUUUGACUGUGUGAGUGAGGUGCUCACCAUCGCUGCCAUGCUAACAGCUCCAAGUUGUUUCCUGGUCCCUCCUGUGGAGUUCAAACAGCAGGCCUUAAAGUGCUAUCAGAGUUUCCAUCACUCUGAAGGAGACCACUUCACCCUCGUCAAUGUGUACAAUGCCUACAAACACAGCCAGCACAGCUUGGAUUGCAGCAUCGAGCGCUGGUGUGAUGAGCAUUUCCUGAGUUUACGUGCCCUUCGGAUGGCCGAUGCAGUUCGAGCAGAGCUCACUGAGAUCCUGAAACGUUUAGAGCUGCCAGUGUCCUGUCCAGCCUUUGGCUCCAAGACAAACACUCUGAACAUCAAACUGGCUCUGCUGGCUGGCUUCUUCAUGCAGGUGGCCAGGGACAUUGAUGGAACUGGGAAUUACUUCAUCCUUACCCAUAAGCACGUUGCUCAGAUCCAUCCUCUCUCUGUCUAUGGAACUGAGUUUCCCAAGCAGAAGCUUCCUGAGUGGGUUUUAUAUCAUGAACACACACUGUCUGAGAAUAACUGCAUCACAACUGUCACCCAGAUUUCAGCACACGAGUUCAUCCAGAUGACUCCUCAGUACUUCUUCUACAAUCUGCCCCCUAGUGAGAGUAAAGACAUACUGCAGUGUGUUCUAAAGCAUGGCUCAGCAGCACAGGGUGAGAGCAAGAGUAAAGUGCAGACACUCAACGGCAGCGUGAGUGAAGAGCAGUCCUACGAACGCUGUAUCAUACAGUGAGCAUGGUAAUUCACAUCAUAGCUUCAAAAACACAGUAAAAAAUGAACAGGGUUUAAUCAGUUGUGCCGUGAUGCAGGACAGUAUACGGCUGUACUGAAGGUGGUCUGAAGCUAUAAUAUUAUAAUAAUAAUG
Molecule: messenger RNA, 2316 nt
Organism: Neoarius graeffei (lesser salmon catfish)
Lineage: Eukaryota; Metazoa; Chordata; Actinopteri; Siluriformes; Ariidae
Gene: dhx32b
Product: DEAH (Asp-Glu-Ala-His) box polypeptide 32b
Exons: 11
Coding region: 1-2184 (727 amino acids)
Cellular component (GO): intracellular anatomical structure; spliceosomal complex
Molecular function (GO): RNA binding
Source: RefSeq, a predicted model, not a curated record